CCAAAAAUCAUAGGAUGUCCAUAUCUUAUUAUUUUUCUGAAACCUGAAAGUUGAUCAGUUUUCUGCUAUCAACUCCCUCUUUCUUACCCUAUGGCAGUUAACAGAUCAAUUAACAUUAUCAGCUCGAAAAUUUAAGCAUACUAGUCCUAUUUUCCUUUAUAAUUCUUUGCCAGAAGCUCCUGAGUUAGUGAUCCUGAAGCUAAUAGACAAAAUUUAUGCUUCUGCUGUUGUCUGUACAUUUCUUUUAAUCACUUCCUGUAGAAAGUUCAGAGCAGUCAUAGUGAAAGGCUUCCCUUCUUGUUCUAUGAAGAAAUUAUCAUGAUUCAUUUAACUCACUGUAUUUUUAGGUAUCCAUAGUUGAAAUUCUUCUUUGUCAGAUUUUCUGUUGUCUCUUCAUAUGGUUAAGUCGGAGAUCAUAUCUCAACUUGACACAACUGAUUAAGACUUGGCCUUCUCACCAUUAAUUUGCACCUUUGUUAUCACAACAAACAUGAAUUCAUGCGUGUGUAAAUAUUUUUACAGACUCAUGCACUAACCCAGUAUUUUGUUGCAGAAUAACAUAUGUGAAUUAAAAUAACAAAAAUCUAGUGGUCAUACACCUUGUACAUAUGAUAUUCUUUCUUCCUAGUUUUCCUUAUGCAGUGCUAAAUUCUUAACUGGAGAUACCAUGUCAGUGGGGUCAAAGAGGGUGGUGGUGAUCCAGGAUGCAUCAAGAGACAUCAGUUUGAGCGCAAUCAAAUGGGCCAUAGAUGGCCUUUCCCUCAAACUGGGGGAUGAACUCACACUCCUUGGAGUUCUUCACCAGGUCAAUACCCCUAGUACGUUUCCUUUCAUGGCAGCUGGAAAAUUGAUGGGAUACAAAAGCAGGGUAGACUCAAAUUCUAUGUUAGGGGCAAACCAAAAAAUCAUCGAUGAAGAACUUAAAAAGAAGGAGGAAGAAUAUCAGAAUAGUGCAGAGAUUUCAUUGAUUAGUGAGAUCUAUGAAACAAAAAAGAUUACAUUUCACAGAAGGGUGGUAGCAGCAGCAUCACCAAAAGUAGUUGCUCUAGAAGAAGCCAAGAAACUGAGGGCAACAUGGAUAAUUCUUGACAGACAGAUGAAAAAAGACAAGAAGUAUUUCAUGGAGAGGCUAUCUUGUGGUAUCUCAAGGAUGAAACGCAACAAUAGCAUUGAACUCCUAAGAAGGCCGAUAGGAAAUCAGAAAACCAACGUGACAUACGACGAGAUGCUACCAGGACCAGAGACAAAACCAGGAAAUUCUGAUGUUAUAUUAGAGAUUCCGGAUGAUGAUGAUCUUUUCAGUUUGGAACUAGACCCAACGAAGAUUUCAAAUGACAACAUCAAAGAGGCCCCAGAAGUUAGCACAACAAUUCCUUCUUUUUCUGCAUCAACAUCAAAUGACAACCAAGCUUUGCCAAACACAGCUUCAACCCAUGACCAACCAAAUCCUGAGAUUUUAUCAGGUUCUAUCGCUGAUGAGACAAGGCAUUUUCCCUUUCAAUUGCAAGAGGAAGAUGACCUUACAGGAACCCAAAGAGCAGAAGAUAACUACUCAUUACUGCUGAAUUCUAGCCACUGCAAAAUACAGUACACACAAAGUAAGGAAUCCAUAAUUCAGGAAACAGAACAGAAAAGUGCCACCAUUUCUAAGGAGACAUUGACGUGCGGAUUUGUCAAUCAACAAUUGGAAGAAAUGUCAGAAAAUCCUAUAUGUGCAUAUUGUCGGAAUGACCAACCCAAAACUGAAGCCAAGAUAGAUUUUACUUACACUGAGCUCCAUGCUGCUACAGAUGGAUUUUCCGACGAAAAUUUUCUGUCUGAAGGAGGAUUUGGGUCUGUUUACAAAGGCAGGCUCAAAAACAGGCAGUGGGUUGCUGUCAAGCAACAUAAACAUGCAAGUUUGCAGGGAGAGAAGGAAUUUAGGUCAGAGGUUCAUGUACUUAGCAAGGCUAGACAUGAAAAUGUGGUCAUGCUACUUGGCUCAUGUUCAGAAGGAAGUCAUCGGCUCCUUGUUUAUGAAUACGUCUGCAAUCGUUCAUUGGAUGUACAUUUGUCAAAGCACAGUCCAAAUGUCUUGAGUUGGAAACACAGGAUGAAUAUAGCACUUGGAGCUGCUAAAGGCUUAAAUUAUCUGCAUCAAAACAACAUAAUUCAUAGAGACAUGAGGCCCAACAACAUUCUUAUAAACCAUGAAUAUAAACCUCUGUUAGGAGAUUUUGGGCUGGCAAGAACACAACAGGAUGAGUCUGAUCACUUAUCAGAAAAUAAGGUAGUGGGAACAUUUGGAUACCUGGCACCAGAAUAUGCAGAAAGAGGUAGGGUCUCAACAAAGACUGAUGUUUAUUCCUUUGGAGUAGUUCUACUAGAGCUAAUCACCGGACGGACUCCUCUGGACAAGACUCUUCAAGAGAAAAGUCUCGUGGGAUGGGCCAGACCACUUUUAAAGGAAAGAAAGUAUCCAGAACUGAUUGAUGAAAGAAUUAUCGAAUGUCAUGAUGUUCAUCAACUUUUCUGGAUGGUCAUUGUGGCUGACAAGUGUCUUAGUAAGGAUCCUGAUGAUAGGCCAUCCAUGGAAAAGGUCGAGCAUGCGUUAAAAUGCAUAGUAGAUGGAGAAACAAUUAACAUAAUUGAAGAUUUUUCUCCAGCACGCUCUUCAGUUAGUAGCUUACCAACAUCAAAUGAAUUGAUAGGCGAGCAAGAAACAAGCACAGAUCUGCUGUCAAUAAGCAGCUCUCAAACAAAAGUAACUUUUUCGGUAGCAUCCUCGGAACCGUCUUGCAGAUCACAAACCAUAUCAAAAGGUUUUGAAGAUUCAAUUCCAGGUAGAAGGAAUAGUUCCAAAAACGACAGAGAAAAAAAUCCAACCCCUCAAGUCUUGUAUGACGAGAUGCUUAUUUAACUCUAUGCAUGCAGAAUUUCACAUCAGACUUGCAUAUAUAGAGAUAUUGCCUACUUAUGUGAGUUAGCUAAUUCUUCUUCGUCAACAAAUAAAAGAAAAUUAAGAUGUAAAAUUUCUCUCAACAUCUACAUAUGCUCUUUGAAAACAAUGUAAUAUAAAAGAUUCCAGGACUUGCAAAUCUUCAUCGAUGAAAAAAACAAAUAUUGCAAAUUUUGUGUCCUCCUCUUUCAUCUGAAGUAUAAAGGCUGUAUCGGCAAUUCCAAGGCAGUAAAAUUUAUAAUGAAUCUAGUACUUUCUUCUCUUCUGUUACCAUAACCCAUUAGAUUAUUCUAGCAUCCUCCAGGAAAAGAAAAAUGCAUUCUUGAGACCCAAAAAGCAGGGUUCUCAGACUUCAAUAGUCUUGAUUCUGGAUUUGGUUCCUGAAGGAAUUUUAUUCCGGCAUAUCAACUGAAAGGUAGUCAAAUUGCAUAGGACACAACCCCCUUGAUUGCAGUGAUAAGUAGUGUGCUUAGAAUUAUUGCAAUAUCAGAUAGUCAGAUCAUCAUCUAAGCAAGAAGGGACAUGU
Molecule: messenger RNA, 3464 nt
Organism: Elaeis guineensis (African oil palm)
Lineage: Eukaryota; Viridiplantae; Streptophyta; Magnoliopsida; Arecales; Arecaceae
Product: inactive protein kinase SELMODRAFT_444075
Biological process (GO): protein phosphorylation
Molecular function (GO): protein kinase activity; ATP binding
Source: RefSeq, a predicted model, not a curated record